This is a messenger RNA of Homo sapiens (human), 11676 nucleotides long. RefSeq names its product junctophilin 2 (gene JPH2). The record is from RefSeq and is a predicted model, not a curated record. The transcript has 2 exons. NCBI's taxonomy places the organism in Eukaryota, Metazoa, Chordata, Mammalia, Primates, Hominidae. Gene Ontology annotation, cellular component: sarcoplasmic reticulum; Z disc; sarcoplasmic reticulum membrane. Bases 484 to 927 code for a protein of 147 amino acids. Gene Ontology annotation, biological process: regulation of cardiac muscle tissue development; calcium ion transport into cytosol; negative regulation of transcription by RNA polymerase II.
GACAGCCCCGCACACCCACUGGGGUGGAGAAGGGGGCCAGCGGGCUGCGGGAAUUCAGCCUCCGGCGGGGGCUGCCACCGAGGGGAAUUUCCCCUCUUUGAAAAGGCUGGGGACCCCUCCACCCCACCCUUUCACUGGGCUUCUUAAAGAGAUCACACCGUUUUCCCUUGGACUUCUUGGAAGGCAGACUUGGGACGCUUUGUGGGGACUUUGAACCUUUCCUUCCUGCUUUCUUUCCAGCAGGCAGCCUUGCUCUGGCUGGUGGAGUCGGGGCUCCCGGGCAUGGCACUGACUAGCCGACCCGGUGCUGACUUGGCGCCGGGGCUCUUUCAGCCUCUGCUGGCAUCCUGCUUCCCCCCUCCUGGGGUGCAGUGGUGAGUCUGGGGGCCUGCCCCCGAGGGCACUGGAGGAGUGUUGCAGGCAUCACCCACGCCCUCUGCACCCACGCUGGAGGACGGGGAGGUUGUCAGGGGCUAUGAUGAGAUGAGUGGGGGCCGCUUCGACUUUGAUGAUGGAGGGGCGUACUGCGGGGGCUGGGAGGGGGGAAAGGCCCAUGGGCAUGGACUGUGCACAGGCCCCAAGGGCCAGGGCGAAUACUCUGGCUCCUGGAACUUUGGCUUUGAGGUGGCAGGUGUCUACACCUGGCCCAGCGGAAACACCUUUGAGGGAUACUGGAGCCAGGGCAAACGGCAUGGGCUGGGCAUAGAGACCAAGGGGCGCUGGCUCUACAAGGGCGAGUGGACACAUGGCUUCAAGGGACGCUACGGAAUCCGGCAGAGCUCAAGCAGCGGUGCCAAGUAUGAGGGCACCUGGAACAAUGGCCUGCAAGACGGCUAUGGCACCGAGACCUAUGCUGAUGGAGUCAAAUGCUACAAAGGAAACAGCAGUCUUCCAAACUGGAGAGGACAACGCAUUAGUGGAUGGUGAAGUCAAUUCAGUGGGUCACGACCUGCAUUUUUCAAAAGGAAAGAACAGAACAGAAUAGAAAAGUAUCGGAGUAUUUCACAGAGAAUAAGAUAAAGUAUUAUUUUCUGAAAGAUUUAUUCAGUUGGCGAGAUACACAUAUAUAUGCACACACACAAUGUGUGAGAGUUCGUGUGUGUUUAAAAGUGUCUGCAUGUAUGUGUGUUUUGCAAUGUAAAGUGUGUUUCUUACUGCAAGUCAUGGUCCAAAAAGUUUGACACUCAUUGUUCUAAGGUGACUUGACUUGGCGUCUUCUUCAAAGCCCUGUCAUUCCCAUCUCGCCGACCCCUCCCUGUCCUCUAGGCUUUCUCUUUGGUCUGAGGAUAAGCUCUCCAGCUCUCGCAUGGGAAGGGGAAGGUGGGGCUGGUGCAGGAGCUCUGGCCUCCCAAACCCUGUUGUAAGCUGCUUGGCACCCCUCCCCCUCCUAUAGCCCUCAUUCCUCCCCUGGCCAUAUAUAGCAAAGCUAAAAACAGCUGCUGACUUAAAGCAUCCGCACAUGCCCCAGCCCUGAAAGAGUUAUGUGCCUGUUGCGUGGCUGGCUGGCUGUUCCCACCGAGACACUCGCGGACUCUGGACCUCCUAGAGUCCUUAGUGCUUGUUAUUUUCUGAGGUUCUUGGUCCUGGGGCCCCUGCGUUGGCCUCAGAGACCCAUAAAUACCCUGAAACUUCAGGCGUGAUGUGAACAUACGUGCAAGACUAUCUGUGUUUUUCUGGGAGGCAUUUUCUCACAUAGUCUCAGAUUCUCCAAGUCAUCUCUGGCUCAAAUAAGUUCCAGAACCACUGAUGACUUUAUUAAUCCCACCCCAAAAUGUGCACUGGAAGAAUCAAGCCCAAAGUUGACUUUUUUCCAUAAAGCUAAUAAAAAUAAUAACAGUAAGGCCAAGGUGGGCAGAUUGCUGGAGCCAGGAGUUCAAGACCAGCCUGGGCAACAUGGUGAAACCCCAUCUCUACAAAAAAGAAAAAUACAAAAAUUAGCUGGACAUGGUGGCACAUGCCUAUAGUCCCAACUACUUGAGAGGCUAAGGUGGGAGGAUCGCUUGAGCCCGGGAGGUCGAGGCUGCAGUGAGCCAUGAUCACGCUACUGCACUCCAGGCUAUGCAACAGAAUGAGACACUGUGUCAAAAAAAAAUAAAAUAAAUAUAAUAAUAAUAAAGAUAGUUAAUAUUUUUGGAGUGCUUACUAAGUCCCAGGCACCAUUCCUAGCACUUGAGGUACUUGAGGUAUGUUAUGUUACUUAUUUAUUUAUUUUUUGAGACGGAAUUCCGCUCUUGUCACCCAGGCUGGGGUACAAUGGCGCAAUCUUGGCUCACUGUAACCUCUGCCUCCUGGAUUCAAGCAAUUCUCCUGCCUCAGCCUCCUCAGUAGCUGUGACUACAGGCAUGUGCCACCAUGCCCAGCUAACUUUUUGUUUUAGUAGAGACGGGAUUUCACCAUUUUGGCCAGGCUAGUCUUGAGCUCCUGACCUCAGGUGAUCCCCCUGCCUUGGCCUCCCAAAGUGCUGGGAUUACAGGGGUGAGCCACUGCACCCAGCCUGUUGUAUUGUUUAAACCUUCACACAACAACCUCAUGGAGAAGUAGUUACGGCUCCUGUUUUACAUAUGAGGAAACUGACAUGGAGAUCAUGCAAGUACCUCACUCAAGGUCGUCCAGCUAAUAAGAAGCAGAGAUGCAAUUUGAUAAUAAUAAGUGAUCAUUAAACAUUUUGUAAUAUAAAUAAGUAUUUUAAAUAAUAAAUGGUAAACAAUGAUACAGACUAGGACAUGCUUCAUAAUUCGUGAGACCCAGUGCAAAAUGAAAAUGUGGACCCCUUCUUUAAAAUCAUUAAGAAUUUUAAGAUGGGGACAACAGAGCAUUAACCCAGACGCAGGGCCCUUCUGAGUGCUGGGUCCUACGAGACUGCAUGGUUCCAGCACCCAUGAAGCUGGCCUUGACAAUAGUAAUAACUGUGCCUGGCUACUAGUUAAUAUGCCUUUACUAUGUACCAGACUCCGGCUAAAAGUCUUAUGGGCACUGUAUCACUUGGGUUACCUCAUAACCCUCUCAUCUACUACCCUAGUGGCUUGUAAACUGUUAUAAUUGCAAUCCCACUAUAAGAUAUGUGUUUUAUUCCUUCCCUGGCAGUGAAUGCAAAAAAAUAUGUAUUUUACAUUGUAAUUCUAUACCUAUACACAUCUAAAAAGAAUGUAAAAUUGAAACAAACCGUCAUGGAACAAGAUUUCCCUUCCUAGGUGCAAUGCUUGCUAUUUUCUCUUUUAUUCUAUUUUGUUGAGAGAAUUAAAUGAGGCCCUGAUCCAUGUAAAGCUCUUAGAACAGGGUAUGGCAUGUGUUAGUGCUUUUAUUACUACUACUACUACUAUUAUUGUUACAUGCUGAAAAGUUGAGACUUUAUGUUUAAUUAUGACGAUUGGGUCAAAAACCCAAGCUUCUGCGCUCUGGAUCCAGUUUUCUUUCUUCUGCUCAAAGCUUAUGACUUCAGCUAAUUUUAGUCCAAUUGACUCUGAACACGGGAGUUACGUGAUUUUGCCAGGCUGGAGGACUGAGCAGUAAGUACCUGGUAUCACAUUCUCUGGGCCUGUGAUACAUGUUCCUUGCAGAGAUAAGCUUGAAGGAACUUAACUUCCAUAUUUAUUUAUUUAUUUGCAUAAUAGAAUAUCUUUUCUGUUGAUCAGUUUGUCUAUCUUUAUGCCAAUGUCAUGCUGCCUUGGUUACUGUAGCUUUAUAUUGUCAUAAAAUCAGAGUAAAUUCUUCAACUUUGCUCUUCCUGUUCAAAAUUGGAUUAUUCUGGAUCAUUUCCAUUUUAAAACCAGCUUCUUCAGCCUGGGCAACAGAGUGAGACCCUGUCUCAAAAACAAAAACAAAACAAAACAAACAAAGAAAAGAAAACCAGCCUCUUGAUUUCUGAAAAAGGCCUGCUGGGAUUUUGAUGAAGACUGUAUUAAAUCUAUAGAUCAGUUUGAGAGAAUGGACAUCUUAUUAGCAGUGAGGCUUCCAACCCGUGAACAUGGUAUAUAUCCCUAUUUGUUUAGGUUUUCUUUAAUUUCACGCAGCAAUGUUUUAGAGAAUUCAAUGUCUUACACAUCUUUUGUUAAUUUUAUCCCUAGAUAUUUUAUUUUCUGUGCUAUUGUAAACGGCAUUUAACAUUUUAUUUUUUCAAUUGUUCACUGCUAGUUUAUAGAAAUACAACUAUUUUUGUAUAUUGACUUUGAAUUCUUUUACCUUGCUCAGUUAAUUUCUUAGUUCUAGUGGAUCUUUUUGUUUUUGUUUUUCAGGUGAAAAGGAAUCUCUUUUAACUUAAAAUAGUUUGACUGUUAUUGAAAAUCAAGUGUAGAGGCCCUGAGAGAAUCUGAUAUUACUAAAGGAAGACAUGUGAUAUUUAAGCAACUGAGACUUAGAGUAGGCAGAUCUGGGUUCAAAUCCCAGCUGUGCCGGUUCUUAACCAUAUGAACCUGGGUGCACCAUGUAACCUCCCUGAGCUUCUGUUUCCUUUUUUCCUUUAGGGAUGUGUUAAAAUCGCCCUCAGAAUAUGGUCGAGACAAUGAAACAAGACAAUGAAGCACUGAGCAUCAUGCCUGGCACAUAGGAAAUGCCAAAAUAUAUAUUCCCGUAUUUCCUUCACAUUCCAAAGGGUGAAUUAAUUCAGGAUGGCCUGAACCAUAGCUGUCACUGUCUUCGGGAGGAUAUUUGAGGACAAAAACGAGUUUUUGACUUUGGAACAGUAAAUAAGACAAGACUUUGAUUCGCUUAGUUCUGCCUUGAGUCCUGCCAGUGUAGAUGGAAUCCAUGCCAGACAUGAUUCCAUUUCGAAUGUAGAAUCAGCAUAAUUUAACCUCAUCUUGGAAAUCUCAUGUCCCAGUUCACAGCCAGGCAUCAGCGUGACAGUCAGCUGAGCUGCUGUCUUGGCAGCUUCUGGGCAUUCUAUGGAGACCCCAGGAGAGCACAGCAGACCCUUAGCAGAACAGAAAAGCGGACCGUAUUAGUCUUUCCUGUCCACGGCCUUGUUUUCAGUGAUUCAUGUGCCCGAUUGGCCAAAUCUCUGCAGACGUGCCCCUGUCCGAGGCCAGGCUUCUGGGAUUCAUCGAGCUUGCUUGUUUCCGGGACCUGCUAAUUCCGUGCCCAGCAGCUGUUCCCCGGAGCAGGCCCUGCCCUCCACACCCUCAUGAGGAAUGCCGAGUCUCAUUUUCUGAGGGCCCUGGUUGAGGGUGGGGUGUGGGGCGAGGGGGACAGGGUUGCUUCCUGCCAUAGACUUCCUGCCUUGGAGGGUUAUCCUUGUUCUCACCUAUCCCUUCCCGAGCUGAAGCCACAGAGUAGGAGAGAAGUUAGGGCUGGCACACCUCCCUCCCGUGUAACUUUCACUCCCUGCUUAAAGGGAACUGAUGAGAGUUGCCUGGCACAGAUCUGUGCCUGGCAGAAUCCACAGAGCAGCCCAGGUGUGCUAGGAACUCCAGAGUGACCCCUGCUCCAGGCCAGGAAUGAGCACCUUGUGCCUGGAGGUCUUCCUGCCACUGCUGGCUGCCCAUUGCUGUGGAUGGGGUAGAGCUGGAGUCACACAUGGAGGCUGGACAGCUGCAUGCAGCCUGCAGGGGACACUCUGGAUGGCAUGUACCAUGUUUUUAUUAUUUCUAUUUUUAAUUAAAUUGGAAUCCUUUAUGGAUACCUUUUUUUUCUUUUUCUUUUUUUUAACAGGGUCUUGCUCUGUCACCCAGGCUGGAGUGCAAUGGUACAAUCACGGCUCACUGCAGCCUCGACCUCCUGGGCUCAAGUGAUCCUCCCACCCCAGCCUGCAAGUACCUAGGAUUACAGGCACACAUCACCAUGCCUGGCUAAUUUUUUUGUAGAGACGGGGUUUCUCCAUGUUGCCCUGGCUGGUCUCAAACUUCUGAGCCCGAGCCAUCCUCCUGCCUCAGCUUCCCAAAUUGCUGGGAUUAUAGGCAUGAGUCACUGUGCCCGGCCUAUGGCUACCUUUUAACAAAGUGAUCAAAUUUAACAUCAUCAGUGACAGACAAACCUACAGUAUGUACCCUUGAUGGGAUGUACAGAGAAGGCCAGCGCUUUAAGAGGCCAAGGCAGGAGGAUUGCUUGAGCCCAGGAGUUCAAGACCAGCCUGGGCAACACAGUGAGACCCUAUCUCUAAAAAAAAAAAAAAAAAAAAAAGACAGAUAGGAUCUGACCCAUUUGAUGAGAUUCUUUUAGCUCUUGUGUUGAGAAAAGGCUGUUUUGGGAAAAUAGGUAUUAGGUGAGGGGAGGUGGCAUGGAGACCUGGUAGUGAGUUUAUUACAUUAUGACUGGUGAGAAGAUGGUGGUUUGCACCACUACCUUGUAGUAGCAGAGGUGGUGAGAAGACACAUUUUGAAGCAAAACUUAUAGACUGGAUAGGAUUGAGAGAAAGAGGAGUUAAAGAUGGUCCCAAGGCUUUUGCCUGAACCAUGGAAGGAUGGUGUUGCCAUGAACUGAGAUGGGGUGAGGGUUUGAGGAGGAAGGGUCAGGAGUUCAGUACUGGACACCAUGGGUGAGAGAUGCCUGUUGGAAGUGUCCAUGGGCAUUGGGUUUCUGGGCAGGCCUGUGCACAGGUAGGUGGGUCUCCUUUUAGACCCUCUCCCCUUGACCUUUCUUGCCUUCUGCACACACAAUCAUUUCUGCUCUCCAAGGCCCUUAGGGUUGCUGAGCUGACCCAAGGCCUGGAAAUGGGCCUUUUCCCCAGGCCACAGGCUCCAGGGCUGUCAGCACCCAGGAGAUGCCUCCUGGUUAAUCCCCUGCUUCUGGGGGUGAGCCACGGGGCAUCAUCUGGGGCAGCAGCCUCUGGAUGUAGGGGUGGUGGAGCCUUGCGGGCUCAGGGACUUGUCAUCCACCCGCUGCAACCUGACCCUGCUCCUGGGAGCUGGUCCCAAAUGCCGCCAGCUCCUCCGCUUCGGGUUGUCUGUUGGUGAUCCCAGGAAACCAGAGACUAUGGAGAUUUGAUGGACAGCGGCAUUUGGAAGCCAUGGGAAGGGACUUUGGUGCCAGCCUUGCAGGCGAGCCAGAGAGCAAGGCCUUGGGAUUGUUACGGGAAAAAUGUAACGCAGUCUAAAUGCUCACCGAAGGGACUGUUAAUUUAUGAGACCAUGCGAUGAAGUACAACAGGACUUUAAAAAGACAGAGGUGGACCCACCUAUAUUCAUACAGAAAGAAAUCUAAGCCAUUAUAAGUGAACAAAAGCCAUUUGGCAAAUAUUUAUUGAGUGCCUGCUAGGUGCUAGGUAGUGUUCUCAGAGAUGGGGUCAGUGGCAGACUGGUGAACAGCUAAUCUUUUAGUCUAUUUGUGAUCAGUAUACAGUUGCAAAUUGGCAGGAAAAGGCCUAGAAGGAUCUAAAUCAUUAACAGAAGUUACCCUGGGGAGACCGGACAAAGGUGUUUUCUUUUAUAUACUCUUCUCUUGUUUGGAUUUUUUUUGCAAUGAGCAUAUGACUUUUAAAAUUUUGUUUUCUUUUUUUUUAAUUUGAGACAGGGUCUCACUCUGUUACCCAGACUGGAGUGCAGGAGGGAUCUUGGCCCACCGCAACCUCCACCCCUGCACGGGGGGCUCAAGCAAUCCUCCCAUGUCAGCCUCCUGAGUAGCUGGGACCACAGACGUGCACCACCACAACCGGCUACUUUUUUGUAGUUUCAGUAGAGACAGGGGUUGACCAGGCUGGUCUUGAACUCCUGAGCUCAAGAGAUCCACCCACCUCAGCUUCCCAAAGUGCUGGGAUUACAGCCCUGAGCCACCACACCUGGCUUACUGCAACCUCCGCUUCUUGGGUUCAAGCGAUUCUCCUGCCUCAGCCUCCCGAGUAGCUGGGAUUACAGGCAAGCGCCACCACACCUGGCUAAUUUUUGUAUUUUUAGUAGAGACGGGGUUUCACCAUGUUGGACAGGCUGGUCGCGAACUCCUGACCUCAAGUGAUCUGCCUGCCUUGGCCUCCCAAAGUGCUGGGAUUGCAGGCGUGAGCCACUGCACCUGGCCCAACUUUUGCAAUUUUUAAAAAGUGCUUCCUCCAUACAAACAGUAUUUACAUGUAGACGUAAUAAGGAGCCCUCAGGAUGCAAAAAGGGUUGGGGGUGGGGGUGUCUAAGCACAGUUUUCCAGAAUGUAGCCUCAGAAUCCUGGAUGGCCUCCCUUUGUUUCUCCCUACUCUGGGUACUCAGCUUUUCAAUGCAAGGCAGCAUUGAAAGAGCAAUUGAGGCAAGGGACCUGUUCUUCAGUCCCAGCUGAGCUACUCCUGGGCUGUGUGGCCUUGGGCAGGUCCCUCUACCUCUCUGAGCCUAAGCUUCCUUCCCCGUAUAAUGAAGGAAUAAGACUACACUUACCCAUGAAGGUAAGCAGAUUUUCUCACGCACAACACUGGCUAAUUGGGUGUGGCUACCUGCGGAAGUGGUGAGUGGGGACUGUAGGCUAUAGUGCUACUCAGCCUCAUGACCCAUUAGCAAUGUCAGUUGUGGACACAGGAUGGGGAAUAAGUGGCCUAUGUGAUGGAUUACUUAUGGGCUUGGACUAGAAGAUCUUAUCAUCGUCUGAUGAAUUGUUUGUUUGUUUGUUUGUUUUGAGUCGGAGUCUCUCUCAGUCGCCCAGGCUGGAGUGCAGUGGUACGAUCUCGGCUAACUGCAACCUCCGUCUCCUGGGUUCAAGCAAUUCUCUGCCUCAGCCUCCUGAGUAGCUGGGAUUACAGGCAUGCGCCACCACGCCAGGCUAAUUUUUGUGUUUUUAGUAGAGACAGGAUUUUGCCAUGUUGGCCAGGAUGGUCUUGAACUCCUGACCUCGUGACCCACCCACCUUGGCCUCCCAAAGUGCUAGGAUUACAGGUGUAAGCCACAGCACCCAGCCUUUGUUUGUUUGUUGUAUGGAUAAAAUUAACUUAUUAGGACAAUGGUAUUAUCGUAGAGGAAGAGUUUAAUAAAUGUAGGGCUAGUCAAGUGGGAAGAUGGGGGUUUAUUAUUUAAAUUUAUGUCUCUGAAAGUUUGGAAGGUAGCAUUUUUUAAGGAUAGUUUGGCGGGCAGGGGGCUAGGGAGAGGGAAAUGUUGAUUGGUUGGAUUGGGGAUGAAAUUAUAGGAAGUCGAAGCUGGCUUUUUUAUACUGAGGCAGUUUCGGGGUGGGGGUUAUAGGACUGGUUGAAUUAGUUUUUUGCUAUGAGUCACAGGUCUGGGUAGAAUCGUCAGAAUGUAAAAGUUCAAAAAAUAUUUUAAAGGCCAAUUUUAGGUUUUGACAGUAGUGAUGUUAUCUAUAGGAGUCGCUGGGGAGGUUACAAGUUCUGUAACCUCUGGCUAUAUUUCUCUGGAGUCAUAAUUUUAUAAAGGCAGUUUUGGUCACUGAGUAAAGAGGGGGUUAGUUUCAAGAAAGGACUGUUAAUUAUUUUUGUCUUAAACUAUUAACUCAAUUUUUGAAUAGUUAGUUUGGUCUAUGUCCAGGCAUGAGUGAAGACAGUUAGCUUGUGAGGUUAGAAGUAAGAUGGAGUCAGUUAUAUCGAUUUUUUUUACUGUUAAAUAUUUUUAUGUCAGAUUUUUUUCACUGUCAUAAGUUUUAUAAAAGCGGUUUUAAUCUCCAAGCUCCACUCCAGCUGUGACCUUCUCAGGAUUGAAAUAUUCUCACUUGCACCACAGUUGAGGUUGUCUAUGGCUGUGUGGCACAUUUGCAAUAGAAACCUGAGAGCUCAUAUUAAAUAUGGGUUAUUGAGCUGGGCUUGGUGGCUCCUGUCUGUGAUUGCAACACUUUGGGAGGUUGAGACAGGAGGAUUGCUUGAGUCCAGGAGUUCAAGAGCAGCCUGGGCAACAUAGCGAGACCACAUCUCUACAAAAAAUAAAAUUAGCCAGCAUGAUGGUAUGCACCUGUGGUCCCAGUUACUUGGGAGGCUGAGGUGGGAGGAUCACUUUAGCCCAGGAGGUUGAGGCUGCAAUGAGCUGUGAUUGUGCCACUGCACUCCAGCUUGGAUUACAGAGUGAGACUCUGUCUCGAAACGAAACAAAACAAAACAAAACAAAAAAUAUUUAUAUAUACACACAUACAGGUUACUAGAGCCAGCUCCUACUGGCUCAUGAGAGCUCAGGAACUUUGCAGUCAUGGUGGGGGUAUUUACACAGUGGAAACUGACUAAUAGUACAAACUGAGGUUGGUUGGUUGGUUUGUCCUAAAGAGCUGGUUUGCUACUAUAUCCUGACUAUUGUACUAAUAUGAAAUGCCCCUUUUUCCUUCUCACCCCAAUUUAGGGUGAUCAGCCAUCUCAAUUUGCCUGAAACUGCCCGGUAUUAGCACUGAAAGUUCCACAUCCCAGGAAACCUCUCAGACAUAGGCAAACUGGGAUGACUGGUCACCCUACAGUCUUUUCCCAUGAAGUGAAAGGAGCCAACCUUUGUUGAGAGCCCGAGAUCUCUGCUAGAUAAACCAUGUAAUACAGCAACCUUGCAAAGGAAACUUGCUAUGCUCACUUUACUGAGAGGAGACAGACUCAAAGAGACCUUAUUCAAAGCCUGUGCUUAUUAAUGCAUUUGACAGUAUCUGUUGAAUGUCUUCCAUGUGUGAGUCCCUGCAUGGAGUGCUGGGGAUGCUGUGGUGGGCGAGUCAGACCUGUCCCUGCCCCCAAGUGCAUGUAUCUUAACAGCAGAGACCGGCAUCUAACAAUUACUUAAAUACAAAAUGUGAUACAUAUUUUGAAGGAAAAAUAGAAGAAUUUAUGAACUGAUAACAGGGAAACCUGGUCUGGUCUGAUAAUCAGAGAAGGCGUCCUUGAGGAAGUGAUGUUUGAGCUGAGAUAUGCAGGAUGAAUAGAGGUAAACUGGGUGACAGGGGAGGCCGCACAGGCAGGCAGAAGGGACAGCAAAUGCAAAGGCUUGGAGGUGGGACCUGAGCAUGCUGUGUUCCAGAAAAGGCUGGAGCACAGACUCAGAGAGAGAGAGUGGGGUGGACGAGGCUGGAGAGAUUGGCAAAGCCCAGAUCAUGAGGGUUUUGUGGGUCACAGUGAGGAGCUUGAACUUCAUCCUUCUAGUAGAUUCUAGGCUACCCCUUCAGACACUCCUUAGGACCAGGGACACAUUCCCCGAGCUGCCAGGAGUGUUAGCAGCUGACAGAUCCUGGCUGGGUAUUUCUCUCCAACAAAGGGAGCUGCCUCCUUCACAUCUAAUGACUGUAAUGACCUGGCCCCCUUGCUUUGAUUUUGGGCAACGCUGAAGGGCUAUACCAGCUUAAAUCCCCCUGGGAUCAGUUGAAUAUUCUGUUGCAGAUGUUCAGCUUCCUCCACUGCCAAAUCCUGCUUCCUUCCUUACACGUGCUCUUCCUGAGAGCACUCCCCGCUAAAUCUCCCACACAUCAUCUCAGCUUCAGAAUCUUUUCCCUAGGGAUCCUGACCUGAGACACUCCUCAAGGCACUGGGAAGUUACUGCAGGGUUUUGAGAUGGGGAGUAACCUGCUGAGAGUUGCAUCUUAUGAAGAAGAUGAGUGGCAGCAGCAAAGGGUCAACUGAAGUGGGGGGCAGGGAGGAUACUACUGUCAUCAUCGAGGGAGAAAAGGAUGUGGCUUGGACUAGACAGAUAGGGUGGAGACCAAGAGAAUUAAGGAGUAUCGCAGUGCGUCAUCAUGAGAGUCAUUUAAAUUCUUAGUUUCAGUUUUUCCAAUUGUAACAUCGAAAUGAUGAUGCCUGUAUCUGUUAGGAUACUUUCUUAUCUAUUCAUUUUAACAAUAUAUUGAGCAAAAUUAAAGAGAUAUUCAGAGUCA